AUGAAACUGAAUCGUUUAAUCUAUUUUUUCGCCUCAGUUUUCUUUCUAUCGACGGCAUCUACGGCUAAUGCAACUUCCGUGCAGGCUAACAUAAGCAUGAAGUUAAUAAGUUAUCAUAAUCCUCAAGAGAUAUUAUAUAAUGGCCAAAAGUGCGAUACUUUCUCAUCUUGUGACUAUAUAUUUAAUUUUUGCGGCCGGAAAACUAACUCUGGACCAUCAUGCGUUUAUGGGGAUGUUACGACUAAAUCGUUUGAUAAUGUUGGCGAGACGAAAACUUUUCAAGUGGGUGAGCAAUUGACCAAUGGGGCAAUUACCAUCACUAACCCAUAUAGCGCUCCAAUUGUCGGACUAUGGCCUGGCCAAUUCCAGCUCUUUAUUAACGUUACCGAUGAAGACUCAUUCUUAGAAGUAGGCAAUAAUAGAGUCGAUGAUUUAACAAAAGAUAUUACCAUAUCGGCUGGUAUUAAGCAAACGAUUACCAUGACUGGAAGUCGCCCCACUAAUCCAUCUAGUUUUACAUUCGAGAUGGAAGUUAAAUGUAUAAAUAGUUGGAUGGGAAGCCUUUGCGAUAUAGAUCUAAUUAGCUGUCGCAGUUCACCAUGUCAAGGUAGAGGAAACUGCAUAAACACUGCACCUAACGCUUAUAAAUGUCAUUGCCUUACUGGAUAUACCGGUGUCAAUUGUGAAACAAAUAUUGACGAAUGUGCAUCUGGACCUUGCAAACAUAUUUAUUCCACCUGCAUUGAUUUGGUGAACGGUUAUCGAUGUGUCUGUCCAUCUGAUUGGACAGGAAAAAAUUGUGAUAUAGAUAACAAUAUAUGCCGUAUCAAUAACCCAUGUCUGAACGGUGCAACAUGCAAAUUUACCAAUGUUAAUCAAUAUUCAUGUACCUGUCUUCCCGGAUUUACAGGAAAAACUUGCGAUACUUACAAUGGUUGUCUCUCGGAUCCAUGCCUUCAUAGAGGCAAUUGUUCAACUGGAAGUAAUAGUUAUACCUGCCAUUGCCCUCAAGAUUGGUCUGGGACUCACUGUGAACAGGAUCUUAGCCUAUGUAGAACAAAUUCUCCAUGCCAAAACGGUGGAACUUGCCAAUUUGUUAAUGCAACCAGCUAUCAAUGUGUUUGCCCACAAUAUUAUACUGGGAGUACCUGUCAAUCUCAUAUUCCUUGCCAAUCCAAUCCCUGUAUUGGUACUGGUUCAACUUGUGUGGAUACUCCAAGUGGCUAUGUGUGCCAUUGUCCAGUUGAUAUGACAGGAACCAAUUGUGAUAUAGAUACCAACGUAUGCAGAUCAAACAAUCCUUGCCAGCACGGCUCAACAUGCGAAAAUACAGGCCCUUCUACUUAUCGAUGCGUAUGUCCAUCUCUAUAUUCAGGCCAAAAUUGUGAAAAUUAUACACCGUGCAUGUCAAAUCCUUGCCAACAUGUCUACGCUACAUGCGUAAAUAACCCACACAAUUAUACUUGCCAAUGCCCUGGCGAUUGGAUAGGUUAUAAUUGCGAGAUAGAUGCAAAUAUAUGUCGAAUGAAUAACCCUUGUGUAAAUGGCGGGAUCUGCACAUCGCAUAAAGCAGGAAAAUACCAAUGCGAAUGCCCGGAUAACUAUAACGGCACUAAUUGUGAAAAUUACAACGACUGCUUAUCGAGACCUUGCAAUCAUAUUUACGCAACAUGUGUGGAUUUGCCGGGUACCAAUUAUUCUUGCAUUUGUCCUUCUGACUGGACAGGAAGAAAUUGCGAUAAAGAUUUAAAUAGCUGCAGAUCCAAUCCAUGUCAAUUUGGAGGUACUUGCACCAGUAUUGGUCCUGAUGUCUAUGCAUGUAGUUGUCCUGUUGGAUAUACUGGCAAAAAUUGUCAAACAGAUAUCAAUCACUGCCUUGGACAUGCUUGUUUAAACGGUGCAACCUGUAUCGAUGGUGUAACUUCAUAUACUUGCUCGUGCAAUUCUAACUGGACAGGUUCUGUCUGUGAUCAAGCCAAUGGCUACUGUGUUAAUGCUAAUGAAUGUAUCUGUAGAGAUCAUUACAGUGGUCCAAAUUGUCAAUAUGAUAAUAAUAAAUGCAGACUGGGACCUUGUCAAAAUGGAGGAAACUGUACUAAUGUCUUACCUGAUAGCUAUUCUUGUGGUUGUUUGCCAGGUUUUACUGGUAGCAAUUGCAAUACAACACUUUCAUUAAGUCAUACUUUAGCAUAUAUAUUUGAUAAAUAUCCAUGUCUGUCUGGACUAUUAUGUCAUCGUGCAUUAGCACGUCCAGUAAGUCGUUUAAAGGGUAAUAUUUGUAUGUUUCUCCGUAGAUCUAAAUUUUUUACCUUUGAUAUAACAGAUAUCAAUGAAUGCUCCUCAAACCCUUGCGAUAAUAAUGCUACUUGUAGCGAUCGAGUAAAUGGCUUCCUAUGCUUAUGCAAUGUAGGCUUUAAUGGCACUAACUGCGAAAAUGAUAAUAAUGCCUGUAGAAUUUCUCCAUGUCAGAAUGAAGGAAAUUGUUCUGACAUUGUACCCAAUAAAUAUAAGUGUGACUGUCCUAAUGGUUUCAAUGGAACUAACUGCGAAAAUAAUAUCAACGAAUGUCAUACCAAACCCUGCCUAAAUUCAGGAACCUGCAUCGAUGACAUUAAUAAAUUUACGUGCCACUGCACAACUAAUUGGACGGGCACCCUUUGCGAAAAUGAUCUAAAUUCAUGUCGUAAUAAUCCAUGCGUAAAUGGUGCUACUUGUCAAAAUACCGGACUGAAUACGUAUAACUGCAGUUGUGCACCUGGUUUCACCGGCUCGCAAUGCGGAACGGGCAUUAAUGAAUGUUCAUCUAAUCCGUGUGUAAGUGGGCAUGGUACUUGUGACGAUGCCGUUAAUCGCUAUACCUGCUUGUGUUCAGCUGAAUGGACAGGAGUCCAUUGCGAAAAUGGAUUUAUUGCGGAACUGUUCCCUAGUAGGGAUAAAAACAGUGCUUUAUUACAAACUCAUACUUGGGGCGACUAUAACAUGAUUAAGCUUUCUAAUUCUGUCCUAACAGAUCUAAACAGCUGUCGAAGUAAUCCAUGUCAAAACAGUGCUACCUGCACCAACACAGGCCCUAACAGCUAUAACUGUACCUGCCAUGCCGGCUUUACUGGAAAAAACUGCGAAACAAAUAUUAACGAAUGCUUGUCGCAGCCUUGCCGAAAUAGCGGCACGUGUAUCGAUAGAGUUAAUCGUUUCAGUUGUCAGUGUUCUAGAAGGUGGACUGGAACUACUUGUACUGGAGACUUGCAAUAUUGUAACAAUAUACCAUGCGAUAAUGAAGGAUUAUGCAGCAAUACUGGCAUUAAUACUUAUUGGUGUCAUUGUAGCCCUGGUUAUACUGGCCAAAAUUGUCAAACAGAUAUCAACGAAUGUGUCUCCAAUCCAUGCCAGAAUAAGGGCAAUUGUACCGAUUUCGUUAAUAAAUUUAAUUGUACAUGCGAUGCUGGAUUUACAGGAAAGUUUUGCCAGGUUAACAUCGAUGAAUGCCUAUCAUCGCCGUGUAUAAAUGGCGGACUAUGUAUGGAUGGAAUCGAUCAAUAUAACUGUCAGUGUCCAGCAGGUUUUACUGGUAUCCACUGUGAAAUUAAUAUCAACGAAUGUGCAAGUAAUCCAUGCAUCAACAGCUACAGAUGCCGUGAUUCCAUAGAUGGCUACUUUUGUGACUGUAACAUUGGUUUUACUGGCUCAAACUGUGAAACAAAUAUUAAUGAAUGUGCCAGCCAGCCUUGCUUGAAUAAUGCAAUGUGCAAUGAUUCCAUUAAUAAUUAUUCAUGUAUUUGCAAUUCUGGCUUUACGGGAAUAUAUUGUGAAACCAAUAUUAACGAAUGCCUAUCGAUGCCAUGCCGUAAUAACGGCACCUGUAUCGAUCUGAUUAAUGCUUAUGUGUGUCAAUGUUUUAACACAGGCUUUACUGGACUUAACUGUGAAAGCAAUAUCGAUAACUGCCAAUCAGCUAUCUGCUACCAUAAUGGAACAUGUAUCGAUGAGAUAAGAGAUUAUCAUUGCAAUUGUACAAGUGGCUGGGAAGGCAAGCAAUGCCUGCAAGAAACCAAUGAAUGUUUAUCCAACCCCUGCUUCCAUGAUAGUACCUGCAUCGAUAUGUUUGACAUGUACCGGUGCAAUUGUACUAACGGAUAUAACGGCACAAACUGCGAAAGUGAAAUUAACGAAUGUGCUUCUUCGCCGUGUCUUCAUGGCGGUUUCUGCGAAAAUGCAAUUGGUAGCUUUAUUUGCCACUGCGGUUUUGAUGGCUUUACUGGUGACCGAUGUGAAAUCAAUAUUGAUGAUUGCAUCAAUAGUCCAUGCAAUAAUAAUGGGACAUGCAUCGAUUUAGUGAACGAUUUUAGGUGUAAUUGUGCUAAUGGCUACUCUGGAAAACGCUGUGAUAUUAAUAUCGACGAAUGUCAAUCUCAACCUUGUAUGCAUAAUGGAACAUGCAUUGAUCAAAUUCAUAGUUAUCGAUGUAAUUGCCUUGGUGGAUAUACUGGCAAUGCUUGUGCUAUCAACAUUAACGAAUGUUCAUCCAGUCCGUGUCAAAAUAAUGCUAGCUGUGUGGAUAUUAUCGAUGAAUAUAUCUGUGAUUGUGCAAACGGCUUUACGGGUACUGUAUGUGAGACUAAUAUCAACGAAUGUCGAUCGCAACCUUGCAGUAAUGGGGCAACUUGCAUUGACAUGAUUGAUGGUUAUAAAUGCAACUGCAAGAAUGGAUUUACUGGUAUUACUUGCGGUAUUAACAUUAAAGAAUGUUUAUCGCAACCUUGCCAAAAUAAUGGCACCUGCAUUGAUAUGGUCAACAGAUAUAUUUGCAAUUGUAACCCUGGUUAUACUGGAAUUCAUUGCCAAACAGAUAUCAAUGAAUGCCAAUCACAACCAUGUCAAAAUAAUGGUACUUGCUUCGAUUUAAUCAAUUACUUUAGUUGUAACUGUAUUGCUGGAUAUACUGGACCUACCUGUCAAAUUAACAUUAAUGAAUGCCAAUCGCAUCCAUGUCAGAACAAUGCUACCUGCCAAGAUAUGGUCAAUGGUUAUAAUUGCCAUUGCGCCGACGGAUAUACUGGAAAUACUUGCGAUAUCGAUAUUAACGAAUGUCAAUCUCAACCGUGUAUUCAUAAUGGAACUUGUAUCGAUUUAAUAGACGAAUUUAAUUGCAUUUGCGCUGAUGGCUAUACCGGAGUAAUGUGCCAAACAGACAUUAACGAAUGUCAAUCUGUGCCUUGCUUGAAUAAUGGAACUUGUCUGGAUUUGAUUGGUAGCUAUCAAUGCCAAUGUCAACCUGGUUACACUGGAUUACAGUGCCAAGUCGAUAUCAACGAAUGCGCUAGCAAUCCUUGCGUGAAUAGUGGAACUUGUUUGGAUCAAAUCAAUCAAUAUCAGUGCAGAUGUAAUCCGGGCUAUACUGGAACCCAAUGUCAAACUGAAAUUAAUGAAUGUCAAUCAACUCCAUGCCUUAACGGGGCAAUUUGUAAUGAUUACGUUAAUUACUAUAAUUGCACCUGUUUACCUGGUUUUACUGGUCAAUAUUGUGAAAUUGAAAUCAACGAAUGUAAUUCUUCACCUUGUCGUCACGGUGGAACAUGCAACGAUUUCAUCAAUGCUUACAACUGUACAUGCAUCCCUGGCUACACUGGAAUACAUUGCGAAAUCGACAUCGAUGAAUGUGCGAGUAAUCCAUGCGUUAACUCCAUUCUUUGCGCGAACCUUUUGGAUAAAUAUCAAUGCUAUUGCAAGCAGGGCUUUACCGGCGUUAAUUGUCAAACUAAUAUUAACGAAUGCGCUUCAAAUCCAUGUCAAAAUUCUGGUACUUGUACUGAUUACGUCAACUAUUAUCAAUGUACCUGCAUGCCAGGAUAUACUGGUAGUACUUGUGAAGUGAAUAUUAAUGAAUGUGCCAGUGCACCAUGUCGCUAUGGCGGUACAUGUCUAGAUCUAGUCAAUGGCUAUAACUGCACAUGUGAAGGUGGUUAUAGUGGAGCAGAUUGUCAGAUUAAUAUUAAUGAAUGCUCGAGUAUGCCUUGUUUAAAUGGUGCUACUUGUAUCGAUAAUUUAGAUGCAUUUGAUUGUACAUGUGCAGCUGGGUUUACUGGUGUAAUAUGUGAAACAAAUAUUAAUGAUUGCAACCCUAAUCCAUGUCGCAAUAAUGGAACCUGUACAGAUUUGAUUAAUGACUACCAUUGCAACUGUUUACCUGGCAUCCAAGGCAAAUCAUGCAUUGAUAGCUGUAAUGGUCAACCUUGCCAGCAUAAUGGGACUUGCCAAGAUCAACACGAUUCUUAUAAGUGCUAUUGUGCAAUAGGAUAUACAGGAAUCGAUUGUGAAAUUAAUAUUGAUGAAUGCAGCAGCAGUCCUUGUUUGCAUGGUGCGUGUUUUGAUGGUAUAGAUGGUUAUCGAUGCUUAUGCAUUGUUGGUUAUACUGGAACUAACUGCAUUACAGAAAUUGAUGAAUGUUCUGAUCAACCGUGUAUUAAUGGAACAUGUCGAGAUAGAAUUAACGAUUUUUAUUGCAACUGCACACCUGGCUUCGAUGGAAAAAGAUGUCAAAAUGACAUCAACGAAUGCCUAUCCAAUCCUUGUAGAAAUGAUGGCACUUGUAUUGAUAAUAUUAACAGCUACCAAUGUACAUGCUUUGGUUAUACUGGUGUCAAUUGUGAGACAGAAAUUGACGAAUGUGCUAGUUCACCAUGUACUUCUAAUGGCGUUUGUGUCAACAGGAUUGGUAGCUAUUCUUGCGCUUGUAAGCCAGGAUUUACUGGUAGUAAAUGUCAAACGAAUAUUAACGAAUGUGCAUCAUCGCCUUGCGUGCAUGGAUCUUGUGUCGAUUCCGUCUUUGGCUAUAAAUGCAAUUGUAAUGCAGGCUAUACUGGUGGUCAUUGCCAGAAUGAAAUCAAUGAGUGUGCUUUUGUGCAUUGUUUUAACGGUAACUGUAUCGAUUUAAUUGCAAAUUAUACUUGUAAUUGUACAGCUGGCUAUACUGGCCGAUAUUGCCAAUUCGAUAUUAACGAAUGCCAAAGUAAUCCAUGCCAAAAUGGAGCAACAUGCGCUGAUUUAAUCAAUCGUUAUCAGUGCUACUGCCAAUACGGUUUUACUGGCACUCAAUGUGAAACCAACAUCAACGAAUGUAGCAGUAAUCCAUGUCGUCAUAGAGGAACAUGCCAUGAUCAAAUCAAUGGCUAUUCUUGUUCUUGUCCAGUUGGUUAUACUGGAACAGUGUGCCAAACGGAUAUCAAUGAAUGCCAGCCUAAUCCAUGCCAUAACCAGGGACAGUGUACAGAUAAAAUAAAUGGAUACAAUUGCACUUGCCUACCUGGUUUCACCGGUGUAACAUGCGAGACCAAUAUUAACGAAUGUGCUAGCAAUCCAUGCGUUCAUGCAUUUAGCUGUGUUGAUCAAGUUAAUAACGUGCACUGUAAUUGCCAACCUGGUUACCAUGGCCACUUCUGCCAGAUUCAAACAAAUGAAUGUUUAUCAUCUCCAUGUGUUAAUGGCACUUGUAUCGACCAAAUUAACUCAUAUCAUUGCAAUUGCUCAACUGGUUUUACUGGCAGUAAUUGCGACACUGAUAUCAACUAUUGCACUAAUGUCAAUUGUAAUAAUCACGGUAACUGCAUCGAUUCACUAACUACCUAUCAUUGCCAAUGUAAUCCAGGCUAUACUGGCAAAGAUUGUCAAACAGAAAUUGACCACUGCUUAAGCAAUCCAUGUGAUUCUAAUGGCAAUUGUAUUAAUAAUCCAACUGGUUAUAAGUGUUAUUGUUAUACCGGCUUUACAGGAUUAGAUUGCACUUUAGUUACUUGUGUCAGUAAUGGAAUAGCCUAUCAAAAUGGUAGCAGCUGGCUUAGUGAUUGCAAUAAAUGUACCUGCGAAGGAGGACAAAAAAGUUGUACAAUGAUUUGGUGCGGCCCAACAGCUUGCAAUCCCUCACUACAAGGCCAAUGUGGACAAAAUGAUACCUGCCAAUCGUUAUCGCAAAAUGAAUGUGUUAAGCCACCUUGCUCAACUGCCAGUUUCUGCUCAAAAAGUGAAUUAGGAUUAGAUUGCCUUAACUAUGUUGGCCAUUCACCAAGCAACUGUUACCGACAGUCAUUUCUAAUCGGCCAUAAUAGCCUUACAAAUGGGACAACCAUCACUGAAUUAUGCAAUGAAUUACGAUCCGUGAAUGUAUUGAAAAGUUACUCAAAUAACGGCAGCCUCAUUUUGCAAUGUAAAAUCGAACAGAAAACAUCAGAGGGAAUUCGAAUUGCAUUAGCCACGAAAUCCGCUUCCGGAAGUCAAUACGCCCAGUCAGCAUUGACAGCAUUAUUGUUAAGCCUUCAGACAGGACAAGGGAAUAAUCCACCAGUUCAGCUAUUACCCAUCAAAGCGGAAGGUUUCAACGCUACUGUUAUCGGUAUCAUCAUCGCUAUUGCUAUUUUUCUGCUUGUAGCUGUCUUUUUGUAUCGACGACGUCGACGUAAACAAACUGCUCAAAAGAAUUCUGUAUCUUUCGAGCAACAGUUAUCGUCUAUCGCUCCAGCUACAAGUAUAACUAAUCCACUGUACAAAGAAGGAGAUCUGGAUUUUCCAGAUCUGCCUGCUCGGAAAGAAAGCCGUUUCGAUAGUCCUGACCUCGACGGUGACGAGCAAGUUCAAUUGCAUAGUACCAGAAGUAAAUUUAGCGUUGAUAGCUUUGCUAAGCGAAAUCAAAACUAUUCUAGUACCUAUUUUGAGAAUCCUGCCAUCAAUGAUAACGAAAGUGCUCACCAGCAAUACCCUGAAACUAGCGUACCUAAUAACGGUAUAGUAACCAAUACAAAUGGCAAGGACGGUAGCCUCUAUAAAUCAGUUAACGGCAAAGGUGAUAACGACAAGUGGAAACAGAAGGAGGAAGAGAUCGAGCAUAAUGAAGAGCAUGAGCGAUAUUUACAAUCAUGUUACAUCAAACGCAUCCAAGAAGAAGUCCUUCAGGGACAGCCAUGA
This is a messenger RNA of Trichoplax adhaerens, 8952 nucleotides long. RefSeq lists its product as uncharacterized. The transcript is spliced from 40 exons. Gene Ontology annotation, molecular function: protein binding; calcium ion binding. Bases 1 to 8952 code for a protein of 2983 amino acids. The record is from RefSeq and is a predicted model, not a curated record. NCBI's taxonomy places the organism in Eukaryota, Metazoa, Placozoa, Uniplacotomia, Trichoplacea, Trichoplacidae.